AUGGUUCGCACAAAGCAGACGGCGAAAAAGUCUUUGCCACCAUCUGAAAGAUUGACAAGACUCCGAGCAAAACGAGACCUAAUUAGUGAUAAUAAACAUAAGAUGCAUCGUAUUGCUGGUGGAAUAGUUGCGAAACGGCGUUACAAACCAGGAAUGCGUGCUUUAAAAGAAAUACGACAUUUGCAAAGAACAACAAAUUUACUGAUAGCUCGUGCACCUUUCCAGCGUUUGGUGCGAGAAAUUGCAGAAGCCGCAGAAGUGUAUCUAACAUGUUUAUUCGAAGACGCCAAUUUGGCGGCAAUUCAUGGGAAGCGCGUUACUGUUUUUCCUAAAGACAUCCAAUUUGUUCGUCGUCUUCGAGGUGAAACUGUUCGAUAUGGCUGCUGA
Molecule: messenger RNA, 387 nt
Organism: Thelazia callipaeda (thelaziosis nematode)
Lineage: Eukaryota; Metazoa; Nematoda; Chromadorea; Rhabditida; Thelaziidae
Source: the annotation of a GenBank genome assembly